UUGCAGGGUUAUACAAAAUCACAUAACGAAGGCAAGAAAAUUUGCUAGGGUUUAUGAUAAUCACAUAAUCAUGGUUGGUCAUGUUUAAAAAACUGCUUAAAGAAAGAUGAGUUUCACCAUAGUUGUACAUCAUGGGGGUCAGUUUGUAAGAGAUUGGAUUGUGUAUUAUAGGGGUGGUAGUGUAACUGUAAUUGAGGGGAUUAAUAAGGACAAAUGGAAUUAUUUGGAAGCAGAGGGUAUUGUGAGAAAGCUAAAAUACGGUAAAAAUAGUUUCAGAAUGUGGUGGAAAGUUGAGGUUGAAUUAGGUUACAAAAUGUUAAGGUUGGACAAAGAUGCCGAUGAUAUUGUUGAUUAUGCCAUAAACAACAAAGUUGAUGCUCAUAUAUAUGUUGAACAUGAUGUUGGUAACAAUGUUUGCCUUGUGGAUGCUCCUAUUUGUCUUGAAUUACAAGCUAAUAAUGAUAUACCUAAUAAUAUUGGGGACAAGAGUAUACGUGUUGGUGUCAAUGAUGAUGCUGGUGAAUAUGAAGAAGGUGAGGGCAGUGACGAAAAUGAGACUAAUAGCAGUGAAGAUGAAGCAAAAGGGAUUCAUUUUGAUGAUAGUGAAGAUGAGAGAGCUUUAGGGUUGGAUGAUGGAUUUGGUUCGAGUGACGAUGAUGUUGAUCCAGAAUUCCUACCCACAAGAAUGAUGGUUGAUGGGCAGACGUACAACUUGAAGACUCGUUUAAAUCAUACAGUGGGAGGUAGUUCAAGUAGUACACCUGCAAUAUGCAAUGGAGAUGGUUUUUGACGUUGCUACUAGAGGAUAUUGGACAAGAAAAAAGAUGGGUUUUCAUUUCUGAUCAACAAAAGGGGUUGAUUCCUGUUUUUGAAGAGAUGUUUGAAAAAUUAGAACACAGGCUAUGUUUGAGGCAUCUAUAUGCUAACUUUAAGAAAAAAUUUGGUGGAGGCACUCAAAUUAGAGAUCUCAUGAUGGGGGCAGCUAAGGCAACAUACAUCCAAGCAUACGAGAAGAAAAUGUCAGAGCUGAAAGUAGUAAAUACAAAGGCAUGGGAGUGGCUAGUAGGACAUCAAACAAAGUUGUGGUGUAAGCAUGCUUUCUCAUUUUUUUCAAAGUGUGAUGUCCUAAUGAAUAAUAUUUCUGAGGCUUUCAAUAGUACUAUCUUGGUUGCUAGGGAUAAACCAAUUAUCACUAUGUGUGAAUGGAUUAGAAUUUAUCUGAUGAAUAGAAUGACAACUUUAAGGUAUAAAAAUGUUAAGUACCAACAAAGGAUAAUGCCUACACCUAUGAAGAGAUUGAACAGGGAAGUUGAACUUAGUGCAGGUUGGUGCUCACAUUUGUCUAGUGAAACUGAAUUUCAGGUUGAACAUCAUCAACAUGCUAGUAGUUUUAUUGUUAAUUUAGACAAAAGAACUUGUACAUGUAACUUUUGGGAAUUAGUAGGCAUACCAUGUAGACAUGCCAUUUCAGCUAUGGGAUUCUCAAACCAAAAUCCUGAGGACUUUGUUGAUCACUAUUAUUCAAGGGAGGCAUAUGAACUUUGCUAUAGUUUUAGUGUUAGCGCUAUUAAUGGUCAAGACAUGUGGCCUGAGGCUGAAGUUGAAGUUGAAGAUAUGUUACCCCCACAAUACAAGAGAGGUCCUGGUAGACCAAAAAAGAUGAGAAGAAGGGAUGCUCAUGAAGAUGCAAAGCCUAGAAAACAAAGGCCUGCGCCUAACAGGUGUACAAAAUGUGGAAAUCCUGGUCAUAAUACCAGGGGUUGCAAGAGCACAGAAGUGAACUCAGAUGCACAACGCAGACAGAGAAAACCAAAGAAAAAUGUUGAAAAUGCAUCUGCAUCUAAUGGAUUUGUUAAUGCAUCUACCGCAGUUGGUACUGCAUCUAAUGCAGCUGAAACUGCAUCUACCGCAGUUAGUACUGCACGUGUUGUUAAGGCACCAAUUGAAUGCCUUUUAGAUGAAAAUGAUGACAAUGUAAUUGUAGCUUCAGUCGAGGAACUAGAACGUGCACUUGGUAUAGAUUCAGUUUGUGCAACUCAAAUUCAAAGCCAACCUGUUCCUUGUGUGCUUUCUCAAAAACAGACUACUGAGCCAAUGUUUUGUACUGCACCAAAAAAAGAAAAGAAGAGAAAGUACGCAGGACCGCAGAAGAAGGUGAAACUCCAAAAAUGAUGUAUUAUGUAUUAUGGUGGCCUAUGUUGCCAACUGAAUUUCAGUGUAUAGAGUACUAGUGGCUUAUAAUGUCAACUUUUGAUGUAUUUUGAGUAUUAGUGGCUUAUAAUGCCAACUCUUGGUGUAUUUUGAGUAUUAAUGGCUAUAUGUUACCAACUAUUAGUGUAUUUUAAAUACUGAAGGAGUUAUAUAAAUCAAAUUUUAUUUUAAGUAA
Molecule: messenger RNA, 2386 nt
Organism: Trifolium pratense (red clover)
Lineage: Eukaryota; Viridiplantae; Streptophyta; Magnoliopsida; Fabales; Fabaceae
Exons: 5
Coding region: 769-2172 (467 amino acids)
Molecular function (GO): nucleic acid binding; zinc ion binding
Source: RefSeq, a predicted model, not a curated record